ACAUUUUCGCGGGAAAAUCGACCUUCCACCAUUUCUGUCUCUGGUUUUGCCGCCAUUUCGUCUUCCUUUCACAGUGAUACGGAAGGUUCUACAUUACAAGACGAACUGCACGUACUGUCGUGACAGGGUUCAAGAUGCUGGGGAGUGGUGUGUUACAGCGCCAGCCUCUGUCAGAGACACUGAAGGCGAAGUUGGCUGAGUUAGAAGAGGACUUCAGUGAUGGCAAUGUCACUGAGAAGGGUUAUAUUAAGAAGAGAGCGUUGCUUCUGAAUGGGUUGAUGACUCCAGAUGACCACAAACUCAUCCUGAAGCUGGACCAAGAGCUGAAAAACAAGUCACUACCUGAGAAAGAAUACAUAACAGAAGUCACCAAAGUGCUUGACAAGUACACAGCAGGGUCUAUCAGCCAAGACUCCAUGGAGUGUGAGACAAGUGAGACCAACUGCAGUUCCUCUGAGGAGACUGGGGAAAACUCCAAAACAGUAGAGGCAUGCAGCAGUGAGGAUAGUGGAGUGUUGACCAGCAGUGGAGAUGAAGAAAAGGCACCAGAAACUGGAGUGAAAAAGUCUCCAAAAAACAUCAAACAAGAGAAAGGAAGUGAUGAUGGAGUGUCUCCACCAAAGAGGCGAAAAGGAAAACUGAAUGGUAAAGGCCAGCCAACUAUCAUGUCAAUGUUUUCAAAAGUCCCCCAGAAAAGGAAGGCCACUGAUAGUGGUCCUGAAGUUGAUUCUUCUACAGACGAAGGAAACAAUUCAGAAUCAAAGGUAGAGCAUGAAGACAAGAAGAUUAAGCAUGAAGAUAAUGACAUGGAUGCUGAUGCAAAUGGCCCUGAGUUGAGAAAGAAAGAGACGACCUGUUCUCCACAAAAGCCAAAGGCUCCUCCAGUCAAGUGUAAGGAGUGUCGUCAGCUGUUGGAUGACCCUGACCUUCGCAUGUUCCCUGGGGACCCACAGGAGGCUGUUGACGAAGUAGAGAUGUUGACAGACGAGCGGCUAUCUCUUUUGGAAGAAGACCAGGAGUAUGGCACAUAUGACGAUCGUCCACAGCAUAAAAUUACCAAUUUCAGUGUGUAUGACAAGAACACCCACCUGUGUGCCUUUGACACGGGGCUGAUAGAGAAGAAUGUUGAGCUGUACUUCAGUGGAGCAGUAAAGCCAAUCUACGAUGAGAACCCAAGUGCUGACGGUGGCGUGCUGGCAAAGAAUGUCGGACCAAUCAAUGAGUGGUGGACUGCAGGCUUUGAUGGCGGAGAAAAUGCCCUUAUUGGUUUCACUACAGCGUUUGCUGAGUACAUUGUGAUGCAGCCAAGUGAGGCGUACGCCCCCUUUAUGGACACCAUGUGGGAAAAGAUCCACAUGAGCAAACUGGUCAUCGAGUUUCUGGUCAACAACCAAGAAGCUGCUUACGAAGACCUCUUAAACAAGAUCCAGACCACAGUUCCUCCCCAGAGCCUCCGUGUGACGUCCUUCAGCGAGGAAUCACUGCUCAGACAUGCACAGUUCGUGGUGGAACAGGUGGAGAACUUUGACCUCGCGGGUGAUGCUGACGAGGCGCCGCUCCUGACCACACCCUGCAUGAGGGCACUGAUCAAACUGGCAGGAGUCACACUGGGGAAAAGGCGAGCUGGGAGAAGUGGCAUUAAGCAGCCCAGGAAAGUCAAGGCCAAACCCAUGCGCCAGACCAAGGCUACUACAACCAACUUGGUGUGCAGCAUCUUUGACACAUUCUUCAAGGACCAAAUUCAAGAUGACAAGGCUGGUGGGCCACGUAGACGGCGCUGUGGUGUUUGUGAGGUGUGUCAGCAGGCCGACUGUGGCACCUGCGUGGCCUGUAAGGACAUGACCAAAUUUGGGGGAACUGGCAAGUCCAAGCAAGCCUGUGUCAACAGGAGGUGCCCAAAUAUGGCAGUGCAGGAUGCUGAUGAUGACGACGACAUAGAGGAUGACCUUGACAAGGAGUUCAGUUCCACCGUCGGACACAAGAGGACGCACUUCUCUCCCAGGAAGAAGGUCAAUAGCAAGGUGAAGAUAAGCUGGGAGGGAAAACCAAUCAAGGAGGAAGGGAAGAAAACAUUUUACUCUGCUGUCAUGCUGGAAGAAGAAAAGAUCGAAACAGGCGACUGCGUGACCGUGACCUCGGAGGACCCCACCAAACCACUGUUCAUCGCUCGUGUCAUGUACAUGUGGGAGGACAGUGGGGGGGACAUGAUGUGUCAUGUGGGCUGGUUCUGCCGAGGCUCAGACACAGUCCUGGGUGAGACAUCAGACCCACUGGAGGUGUUCCUGGUGGAUGAGUGUGAGGACAUCCUGAUACAGUUUGUCAAGUUCAAAUGCAAGGUGAUCCUUAAGACGUUCGACAAAGACUGGUUCAGUCAUGGGGGAGUGGAGGACCCAGACUCUGACUAUCCCAUCAAGGAGGAUGACGGCAGAACUUUCUUCUGUCAGAAAUGGUAUGAUCCUGACCUGGCCAGGUUUGAGGACCCACCAGUUCUAGAGGAGGGUAGCGGACACAAGUUCUGUCCACUCUGUCUCAGGCUUGACCACAGCAGAAAGUCAGAGAUUCCCAUCGUUGGUGAACAACUAGACGAUACAAUGGGGGAUGACAACAAAGUCUACUAUAGUUUAUGCCAGAAGGGUGGACUGGAGUACAAGAUUGGUGAUGAUGUGUUUCUGCUACCUGACUCAUUCUCUUUCAGUGUGAAAGUGAAGAACUCAACAAAGAAGGCAAGCAAGAAAGACAACUAUGAUGAGGACCUGUAUCCCGAGUACUACCGUAAGAGAGGUGAUUACGUGAAGGGAAGCAACGAGGAGUGUCCGGAACCGUUCCGCAUCGGUCGCAUCAUCAGCAUCUACUGUAAGCGUACGGUUAGCGGGAUCAUCAACACUCACGAUGUGCGACUCAGGGUCACCAAGUUCUACAGGCCAGAGAACACUCACAAAGGGAAGGCAGGGAGCCACCACACUGACCUGAACAUGCUAUACUGGAGUGAUGAAGAGGCAGUGGUGGACUUCAUGUCGGUCCAAGGGAAGUGUCAGGUUGUGUAUGGUGAGGACCUGGAUGUCAGUGUGGAAGACUGGUCCAGCAAAGGCUUGCACAGGUUUUACUUCAAUGAGGCAUACAACACUGAAAGUAAACAGUUUGAAGAACCACCCAACAAAGCCAGGAGCGGAGGAAAGAAGGCCAAGGGUAAGGGAAAAGGCAAAGGUAAAGGGAAGGGCAAGUCUAGUGAGGCUGAGUCUAAGGAACAACAACCACCAAGUCCUGCAUUCACCAAGCUGCGCAUGUUGGAUGUGUUUGCUGGUUGUGGUGGCCUGUCUGAAGGAUUCCACCAGGCAGGGAUAGCGGACAGUAAGUGGGCUGUGGAGGUGAUGGAGCCUGCUGCCCAGGCUUACAGGCUUAACAACCCGGACUGUACCGUCUUCACAGACGACUGUAACAUACUGCUCAAGCUGGUCAUGGAGGGAGCAACCACCAACUCUACAGGGCAGAGACUGCCCCAGAAGGGGGAUGUGGAGUUGCUGUGUGGGGGGCCGCCAUGCCAAGGCUUCAGCGGGAUGAACAGGUUCAACUCCAGACAGUACUCACAGUUCAAGAAUUCCUUGGUGGUAUCCUUCCUGAGCUACUGCGACUUCUACCGCCCAAAGUUCUUCCUGUUGGAGAACGUGCGUAACUUCGUGUCCUUCAAGAGCUCCAUGGUGCUGAAGCUGACCUUGCGGUGUCUGAUCCGCAUGGGGUACCAGUGUACCUUCGGGGUCCUUCAGGCCGGGAACUACGGCGUGGCACAAACACGACGCAGGGCCAUCAUCUUGGCAGCAGCACCAGGAGAGAAGCUGCCCAUGUACCCAGAACCUCAGCACGUCUUCUCUCCCAGGGCCUGCCAGCUCAGUGUCAUGGUGGAUGAGAAGAAGUACAACUCCAACACCCAGUGGAGGCAGUCUGCACCGUACCGUACCAUAACCAUUCGCGACACCAUGUCAGACCUGCCUUCCAUCCGAAAUGGACACUCAGCCACAGAGAUCUCCUACGAUGGGGAACCAAGGUCCUACUUCCAGAAGAUUAUUCGGGGGAACCAGUACCAGCCGAUCUUACGGGACCACAUCUGUAAGGACAUGAACGCGCUGGUGGAGGCACGUAUGCGCCACGUCCCGCUGGCCCCGGGCUCCGACUGGAGAGACCUUCCUAACAUUGUGGUCAGGCUGUCUGAUGGCUCCUCCUCAAAAUUAUUGCAGUACACCCAUGAAGACAAGAAGAACGGCACCAGUUCUACGGGAGCGUUGCGUGGCGUGUGUUCUUGUGCGGAGGGCACGGCCUGCGACCAGAAUGACAGGCAGUUUAACACUCUCAUCCCCUGGUGCCUACCUCACACAGGAAACCGCCACAACCACUGGGCAGGUCUGUACGGCAGGCUGGAGUGGGAUGGCUUCUUCAGCACCACGGUCACCAACCCUGAACCAAUGGGCAAACAGGGUCGCGUCCUCCAUCCAGAGCAACAUCGUGUGGUGAGCGUGCGAGAGUGCGCCCGGUCCCAGGGCUUCCCCGACACUUACCGUUUCUAUGGUAGCAUCUUGGACAAGCACAGACAGGUUGGAAAUGCUGUGCCGCCCCCCAUGGCAGCUGCCAUUGGCAGGGAGAUUAAGAAGUGUUUGGAAGACAAGGCCAAGAAGGAAACACAGACGGGAGAAACAAAACCUGUUUCAAUGGAAGCUUGAUAAGAAUCAGUGUUAACCUUCUUGCAUCAUGAGGGCCAUAUAUUUAAUGUACUACUUGGACCAAAGGCUUACAUUCAUUUUAUCUGUACGUUGUAGAAUUUUAAUGAAUUCAUUUGUCAGUUUGCCAGUGUUUUCUGAAUUAAUUUUGUAUUUAGAAUGAUGGCUAGAACUGAUGAUUUAGUGAAAUUUUGGCUAUUUUAACAUGUUUCAAUAAAGCUGUUUGACUGUAGUCUAUUCAUUGAUAAUGUAUGAUUUCAGGAUGUUUUAUAUUGUGCACAGAUUCUAUUGUUACAAACAUCAAAGCAAUCAAUUAUUCACAACAGGGACAUGAGCCUCUGAUCACGUCUAUUCCAUCAUUUAUAAGUAUUUCUCGCAACAUUCAAUGUAAAGGCAGCAUUUGUUGUAGCAUUGCAUUGCUCACAAUGUACAUUUUUAGGACCAGUAGAAGACACAAUGUACAUUUUCCUUAUUAACAUUCCUCCUAAGGUAGCAGUUGGCAGUAAAUUAUCACUGCCAUUUGACAUUGUUGAUGUUUUAGAAAUAUAAUCUUACAGAUUAAAAGCAUUUUGUAGUGCUAACUUGGAAAGGGGAUAAACAAUUUAAAAUUUCAGACUCAAUGUUCCAAAAAAUGUUUAUAACCAAUUAUCAAUGGAAAAAUGGACUAAUUAUCGAUUGGAUGAAGUAUUUUAUGUUUAUUUUGUUAUGUCUAUGUCAUUUGCAUUGAGUGAGCUUUGUGGCAAUUUUAUGGUUAGCAACAAAUAAAACAUUACAGCUGUCA
Messenger RNA from Branchiostoma floridae (Florida lancelet), 5487 nucleotides. Its product is annotated as DNA (cytosine-5)-methyltransferase 1-like. The record is from RefSeq and is a predicted model, not a curated record. Lineage: Eukaryota; Metazoa; Chordata; Leptocardii; Amphioxiformes; Branchiostomatidae. Gene Ontology annotation, cellular component: nucleus. Bases 135 to 4709 code for a protein of 1524 amino acids. Gene Ontology annotation, molecular function: zinc ion binding; DNA (cytosine-5-)-methyltransferase activity; DNA binding. The transcript has 41 exons.